GCCAAGAUCCUCUGCAGUAGCAAUUGUAAAUGUGUUGGCUGCAAGAACUUUGAGGACAGCUCGGAGCGCAAGACAUUGAUGCAGUUGGCAGAUGCAGCUGAAGUGCGUGUGCAACAGCAGGCUGCUGCUCGCACCAAGAUGUCGGCCUGUGACCUGCCCAUCCGACCUGCUCCAGUGUCUGAGACGGGAGAAAGGCUGCCGUUUGCCUUCAUGACUCAGGACGUGGCGGAGGCCACGUGCCAGUGCCUACUUGCACGGGCUGAAGAGACCAAGCGUCUCAAGAAGUCCUUUGUCGAUAUGGAGCGCUCCGUGCUGGAGGAGUUUGGCCGCUGCCUGGAAUCUAUCAUUGACAGUGCACACCGAACCAAGGCAAAGCAGCCAACUGUCGACACUUCGGAGAAGAAAAGCGUACCUGCCACCCUCCCGCCAGAGCGUGCUGCAUCGCGCAGAAUUAAGACGGCCCGACGUAUGCUCAACCUCUAACCUGCCUUCUGUCAUCACCAGGGGGAAGUGGACUGGAGGACUCCUCGGGUGUCCUGAAGCUGCGUGGUGCGGUCCGUUAAGCGAAGGCGUCUCCUGGAAACGCGCUGUACGAUUGCCCCCCACCCCUCUUUCUUUUUUUGCCGUUUCCUGUUUUCCGCGAGUGCUGCUUGGCCAAGCAGAUGUGCAUAGCUAAUGCUGUUCGAUUGUCAGCAUGAAAUUUUUUUUAAUCUGGUGUAUUAAUUAUAACUGUUCAGAACACAUUGAAUGCUUGCUGCUUGAACAGUGCACUUGGUUGGAAGACAUUUGGCCUUGUUUAUUUUCUCCAUCACACAGAGUAUAAAUUGAGUGUUCCUGUUGGUGUGCUGUCUUACUAGUAA
Rhipicephalus microplus (southern cattle tick) is the source of this 860-nucleotide messenger RNA. RefSeq lists its product as uncharacterized. Gene Ontology annotation, cellular component: nucleus. The record is from RefSeq and is a predicted model, not a curated record. Gene Ontology annotation, biological process: regulation of DNA-templated transcription. NCBI's taxonomy places the organism in Eukaryota, Metazoa, Arthropoda, Arachnida, Ixodida, Ixodidae.